GGAUCAGGCUAUGGGGGGGCAGGAUCGGGCCCCGUGGGGCAGGAUCAGGCUAUGGGGGGCAGGAUCGGGCCAUGAGGGGGUCAGGAUCGGGCCCCGUGGGAGCAGGAGGAGGGGCCUGCCACGCCGAGGGGGCGUGGCCUCACCACGGGGCGUGACCGGGGGCGGGUUUGUGUGCUGCCUUGCCCCGCCCCCGCCGGGAGGGGAGGGGAGGGGCGGAGGAAGGGGGCGGGUCCGGCGGUGGACACGCCCCGCGCCGCGCGCCGGCAGUGCCGGCCCUGACCCACGGCCAUGGGGCCGGGCAGCGGGACGCCGGGCAGCACAGGCAGCUGCCCGUACGCGGCGGGCAGGCAGCCGUAGCGGCGGGCACCGUGCCAUGGAGCCGGCGGGCACCACCACCGCCACCACCGCCGCCGCCGCCGCCACCACCGCCGCCACCACCGCCGCCCACCGCCGCCACCGCCGGGGUCCUGGCGGCGCAGGACGCCAUCGUCUUCUCGGGGACGGGCGCCGAAGGGGUGACCCCCCCCGCCGCGGCACCCGCCGCGGCACCCGCCGGCACCGACGUCUUCUGGGCCAGCCUGGUGCGAGCCCAGCUCUGCGUCCGGGAGCUGCAGGGAGCCAUCGAGGGGCGGCCGGACGGCGACGACCGCGACCGAACGUCCCGGGACGUCUGGCACCGCGGCCACGGGGCCGCCGCGGCGCCGAGCGUCUCGCGCCGGCGACGCGGUCCCGGCUCUACGGGGGAGAGCGUCUCGCACCAGCACGUGCCCGCGGGUCCGCGGACGGGAGCGUCUCGCCCAAGUCCACCCCCGUGGAUGAGAGCAUCUCCCACAAGCGCCGAGGCCAUGGAUCCACACACGAGAGCAUCUUCCGUGUGCCCACGGAUGGGACCAUCUCCCCCAAGUCCGUGCCCGUGGGUGGGAGCAUCUUCCACGAGCACCAAGGCUGUGGAAUCGCAUACGAGAGCGUCUCGCACGUGUCCAUGGGUGGGAGCGUCUCAGACGAGCACCGUGGCCGUGUGCCUACAGAUGGGAACAUCUCGCCCAGGUCCAUGUCCGUGGAUGGGAGCAUCUCGCCCGUGUCCAUGCCCACGGAUGAGACCGGCUUGCAGGAGCAUGUGCCGAUAGAUGGCACCAACUCGUCCAAGUCCACACUCAUGGAUGAGACCAACUCAACCAAGUCCGUGCGCACGGAUGGGAGCAUCUCGCAUCAACGAGUGCCGAAGGAUGGGAGCAUCUCACCCAAGUCCGUGCCCACAGAUGGGAGCAUCUCGCAUCAACGUGUGCCAAACGAUGGGAGCAUCUCACCCAAGUCUGUGCCCAUGGAUGGGAUCAUCUCACCCAAGUCCAUGCCCAUGGAUUGGAGCAUCUCACCCAAGUCCGUGCCCGUGGAUGGGAGCAUCUCACCCAAGUCUGUGCCCAUGGAUGGGAUCAUCUCACCCAAGUCCAUGCCCAUGGAUUGGAGCAUCUCACCCAAGUCCGUGCCCGUGGAUGGGAGCAUCUCACCCAAGUCCGUGCCCGUGGAUUGGAGCAUCUCACCCAAGUCUGUGCCCAUGGAUGGGAGCAUCUCACCCAAGUCUGUGCCCAUGGAUGGGAGCAUCUCACCCAAGUCCGUGCCCGUGGAUGGGAGCAUCUCGCAGGAGCACGUGCCCAUGGAUGGGAGCAUCUUGCCUGAGUCCGUGCCCACGGAUGGGACCAUCUCGCCGGAGCACGUUCCCAUGGGUGGGCGCAUCUCGCCCAAGGCUCUGACCAUGGAUUGGACCACCUCGCCCAAGUCGGUGCCCACGGACGGGAGCAUCUCGCCAGCGCACGUGCCCGUGGACGGGAGCAUCUCGCCCGAGUUCGCACGCACGGGUGGGACCGCCUCGCCCAAGCGCUGGAACCCCCAAUGCAGCGAAGAGGAAGAGGAGGAGGACGACGAAGAGGACGACGGCUGCUCUUCCCGGGAGGAAGACGCCGAGGAAGAGGAAGAUCUGGAGGAGGAGGAGCCCCACUUCCACACCAACCCCCUCUUCCAGAGCCGGGUGCCGGCGCCCACGGGUGCCCGCCGCGUGCCCCUCUACCGGCCCCACGGUGCCGCCCUGCGGCCGCUGCUCAUCGCCGAGGGGGACGACGGCACGGGGGGCACCGGGGGGGGACGGGGGUGUCCCCCCCCCCACCAGCACCCCCCCACCCCUUGGGUGCCGCCCGGCAGGAGGGGACGUCGGCAGCACCACGGAGCGGGGUGCCCGCCGGGGGGGUCAGCGGUGACACCGGCGCUGGCAAACGGGGGACAGGGACGACGGGGGGAGGCACAGCGUUUGGCCGCCCGCCUCUUCCACCUCGACGACUUCAAGAAGUCCCAGGUGGCCGCGUUCCUCCGCAAGAACAAUGAUUUCAGCGGGAUGGUGGCCCAGGAGUACCUGGACUUCUUCCAGUUUGGUGGCCAGACGCUGGACCAGGCGCUCAGGUCCUUCCUGCAGGCGCUGGUGCUGACGGGCGAGACGCAGGAGCGCGAGCGCAUCCUCGGCCACUUCUCCCGGCGUUACCAUCACUGCAACCCCGGUGCCUUCCCCUCCCCGGAUGCCGUGCACUCCCUGACGUGUGCCAUCAUGCUGCUGAACACCGACCUCCACGGGCAGCGCCUCGGCCGUGCCAUGACCAGCGCCGAAUUUGUGGCCAACCUGAGCGGGAUGAUGGACGGGCAGGAUUUCCCCAGGGAGCAGCUGAAGGCUCUAUACGGCUCCAUCCGCAGCGAGAAGCUGGCGUGGGCAGAGGAUGAGGAGGAAGAGGAGGAGGAAGAGACGGCAGGGGGGGCCAGCCUGGCCCCCCCUGGCUGUAAGAAGAGCAACCCUUUCCUGGACCUGCCGGGGGGGACCGGGGCUGUCACCUACCGCCGGGGCUGGCUGGCCAGGAAGGUGCUGGCCGAGGCUGACGGCAAGAAAACGCCGUGGGGCAGACGAGGCUGGAAACCCUUCCAGGCUGUGCUAAAGGGGACGGUCCUCUACUUCCUCAAACCUGGGGGGCGAACGGGGGUCCCCCGCCGUCCCCCCGAGCCGGGACCCUUCCCGGCCCCCCAGGAGGAGGAAGGACCCGAGGCCGAAGAGCCCUUGGGGGUCCACCAUGCCUUGGCCGAGCGCGCCAGCAAAUACACCAAGCGCCCCAACGUCUUCCGACUGCAGACGGCCGACUGGCGCGUCUUCCUCUUCCAAGCCCCGACGUCGGAGGAGAUGUUCUCCUGGAUCUCCCGCAUCAACUUGGUGGCCGCCCUCUUCUCGUCUCCCCCCUUCCCCGCCGCCGUCGGUUCCCAACGCCGCUUCGUCCGCCCCAUCCUCCCCGCCGCCCCCAGCCGCGUCCCCCCGGAGGAGCAGCACCGCUCCCACGAGGCGUGGAUGGAGCGGGUGGCCCAGGAGCUCUUCGAGCAUCAACGCAACCUCCCCGAAAAGCGGGGACGAGCCCGCGACCUGGACGAGUACCGCCUGAAGAAGGAGUAUCUCCUCUACGAGAGACGUCGCUAUGAGACCUACGUGCAGGUGCUGGAGACGUGGAUCAGCGCCGGCGCCCAGGACCUGGAAGGGUGGGAAGCCCAAGCGGGGCCGGUGGUGGCCCCCCCGGACCCCCCCACCCUGACCAAAGCCCACUCCAGCCCCUCGCUGGUCCCCGAGCCCCCCAUCGCCCCCACCGUCCGCGUCAAGAGGAACAUCUCCGAGCGCCGGACGGUGAGGAAGAUCGUCCCCAAACGCAACAAGAACCUGCUGUGAUGGACACCGGGGGGGGGACAUGGGGAUAUCGGGGGGGGGCAAACCCCCCCCCACCACCACCCUGGUACGAGGUUCCUUCGGGCACCACCAGUAUUGAGCCAACCUGGGGAGGGGGGGCUUGGGAUUAAGAAUAGGGAAACUCAGGGAGAACAUCCCCCCCCCCCCCAAAAAGGGAUGAGGGGGGGGUUGGGGGGGUCACAGCCCCCCCCCCAGCCUCCCCCCCAAAGCAUCGCCGCUGCACCCCCUCCCUGCGUCCGCUGCCUGCUGCUCUCUGUCGUGCAAUAAAGGUGUGUGUCCCA
Messenger RNA from Aquila chrysaetos chrysaetos, 4038 nucleotides. RefSeq names its product PH and SEC7 domain-containing protein 4-like. Gene Ontology annotation, molecular function: guanyl-nucleotide exchange factor activity. Gene Ontology annotation, cellular component: ruffle membrane. The record is from RefSeq and is a predicted model, not a curated record. The transcript has 14 exons. Bases 11 to 3739 code for a protein of 1242 amino acids. Lineage: Eukaryota; Metazoa; Chordata; Aves; Accipitriformes; Accipitridae. Gene Ontology annotation, biological process: regulation of ARF protein signal transduction.